This is a messenger RNA of Apis mellifera (honey bee), 835 nucleotides long. RefSeq names its product ubiquitin-60S ribosomal protein L40 (gene RpL40). Gene Ontology annotation, biological process: translation; modification-dependent protein catabolic process; protein ubiquitination. Gene Ontology annotation, molecular function: protein tag activity; structural constituent of ribosome; ubiquitin protein ligase binding. The transcript has 3 exons. The record is from RefSeq and is a predicted model, not a curated record. NCBI's taxonomy places the organism in Eukaryota, Metazoa, Arthropoda, Insecta, Hymenoptera, Apidae. The coding region runs from base 356 to 742 and encodes 128 amino acids. Gene Ontology annotation, cellular component: ribosome; cytoplasm; nucleus.
CUUUUGAGGUUGUUUUCGUGGCAUGCAUGCUUUUCUAACGGUAAGAAUUCAAUAUCUUUUAGAGAUUUUAUGAUCUAAAAUCUUCUUAUAACGUAUAAAUUGUCUGUAAAUUAAAUUAAUAUCGUUUAUUGAUGAAAUAUUAUAUAAUCGAACAAUUAAACAAAAGGGUUCCAAAAACAACUGCAGUACGAUACGUUGCUAGAACACACGUUUAUAAACGAAAUGUCUGUUGUGAAAUUUUCUAGUCACUUCUACAUAUUUUAUUAAACUUAACACUAAAAAAUCAUAGAUACUUAAGAAAUUGGGAAUAUAAAAAAUUAAUUGUCAUCUUAACGAUCUUGCCUAGUAUACCACGAUGCAGAUAUUUGUGAAAACUUUGACGGGUAAAACUAUCACUCUUGAAGUAGAAGCAUCAGAUACUAUAGAAAAUGUGAAAGCUAAAAUUCAGGAUAAAGAAGGAAUACCACCUGAUCAGCAACGUCUUAUUUUUGCUGGAAAGCAAUUGGAAGAUGGUCGUACUUUAUCGGACUAUAAUAUUCAAAAAGAAUCCACCUUACAUCUUGUUCUUCGACUUCGCGGUGGUGUAAUUGAACCUACUUUACGUAUUCUUGCACAGAAAUAUAAUUGUGAUAAAAUGAUUUGUAGAAAGUGUUAUGCACGCCUUCAUCCACGUGCAACGAAUUGUCGUAAAAAGAAAUGUGGGCAUACAAACAAUAUUCGACCAAAGAAGAAACUGAAGUAAACUAUAUACUUCUACUUAAUUUCUACUUACUCAUUUUACAAAUGUAUCUCUUCUCUAAAAGAUGGUUUUAAUAAAACGUACAUAAGAAUGUGA